AUGCAGCUGCGGGUGCGGCAAUGCGGCUGUGUGCGGGGCCAGCCGGGGUGCCUGCCGGCGGGGCUGGAGGAGCCCGGCUUGACUGCGCUGGUGGUUGGGAAAGCACUUGUGAACUUGGCACGGGAAAGAACCCUGGGGGUCCAUGGAGCCCCGGUUCUUCAGGUCUCCUCAGGGAAGAUGACACCGGCAGGAGAGGGGCACUGCAGUAAUGCCGAAAUGGGUCGCCCAGGCAGCAAAGCUCAGGUCUUCCCCAUAUCGGUGACGAGCGGCAGCAGUUUGGCAGUGGGACCUUUGUCGGAGGUGAUGGGAGCUGCAUCAGCGCUUCAUGCGGAGCAGGUCCCUGUUCCUGUUUAUCACCCGACUCCUAGCCAGACUCGGCUAGCAACACAGCUGACAGAAGAGGAACAAAUCAGAAUAGCGCAGAGGAUAGGCCUUAUUCAGCAUCUACCUAAAGGAGUCUAUGAUCCGGGAAGAGACGGCUCCGAGAAGAAGAUCAGAGAAUGUGUCAUUUGUAUGAUGGACUUUGUUUAUGGGGACCCUAUCCGAUUUCUGCCGUGCAUGCACAUUUACCACCUGGACUGUAUAGAUGACUGGUUGAUGAGAUCCUUUACCUGUCCAUCCUGCAUGGAGCCAGUGGAUGCAGCACUGCUUUCAUCGUAUGAGACUAACUGAGCCAGGGUUUCUCCACUGAACCUUCGAGGAGACCAUCCACUUUAAUGGGUUUGAUCCUUUUGUCAUUCAGCCCAAAGAGCCAGGAAUUAGGAAUUAAGAUCGUGCACAAAGUAUACAUUUCCUAAUAAAUAAAUAAAAAAUAUUCCUGAAUGGCUGCAAAUAUUGGAAAAACCAUAGUAUUUUAGAGACUAUAGAAAAAGUAGGUUGUUAUUUUUAAUGUAAAGCCUUGACCCACCAUUGUCUUCUAAUGUUUGUUCUUACACCCAUAUAUAGGAAUUGUGUAAAGUGUUACAGCAACUGUAAAUGUUUAAACUGCGUGUAUCCGAUUUUAUUAGCAGCAAGAUAAGAGUAUUUUUUUCCUAAAUAAAGUAACCAAUUUUGUUCUGAUUCUUUUCACAAGUCCUGGCAUUUGGGUCAAGGCUUUAUUGAAAUCUACAUUUUAUAACACUGGCACAAAGAAAUAGUUUUAAGCUUGUUUGCACAGUUCUUUUUCUUUUUUUUUUGUUUUUUCCAUUGGAGAUGGAAUUCAUUGCCUUAGGUCUUUUUAAUAGUGUAUUGUUAUUGUUGGGCUGGCUCUAUGCUUGAAAACCAGUUUAUUUAUAACCUGUUAAAAGUGCUAUAUUUUGUUUGCAGUUAGGAAUAUGCAGACUUCAAAGUGAUCUCCUAGCUUGUAAGCAAACUGAGAUGCAUUAUCCCUUUUCUACAAGUGAUGUGGAAUAUGAAGAUACGAAACAAGUCCUGCAGUGAAAUUAUGGUUUCAUGGUUUUUAUAACUUGCUUCGGUUAUGAUGAAACAACAGUCCUUAAACUUUGUCACCUUUAACUCGAUGAGGUUAAAAGUGGGCCAGAUGGACAAUGAAUAGUUAAGCUACCAUGACUGAAAAAAAAAUUAAUAAUUUUGGAACUAAUGUAGAGUUAGCAUUGAUCACUUAUUCUACUUUUUUCUCCCUAAAAAUGGUUGUCUUCUGAUCAUAGUAAAUGGAUACUGCAUCUCUCGUUCUUGUAGUUCUUAGGUUAUCAGAAGUUAAGAAUAAACAUACUGUAUCUCAGU
Messenger RNA from Charadrius vociferus (killdeer), 1722 nucleotides. RefSeq names its product ring finger protein 11 (gene RNF11). Lineage: Eukaryota; Metazoa; Chordata; Aves; Charadriiformes; Charadriidae. The transcript is spliced from 5 exons. The record is from RefSeq and is a predicted model, not a curated record. Bases 1 to 672 code for a protein of 223 amino acids.